Rana temporaria (common frog) is the source of this 918-nucleotide messenger RNA. RefSeq names its product chromosome 5 C17orf98 homolog (gene SPMAP1). NCBI's taxonomy places the organism in Eukaryota, Metazoa, Chordata, Amphibia, Anura, Ranidae. The transcript is spliced from 3 exons. The coding region runs from base 89 to 613 and encodes 174 amino acids. The record is from RefSeq and is a predicted model, not a curated record.
UCAGCUGUGCUGUGCAUUCCAAUGUGUAUUGAGCAGGAGGCAGGUAGACCUGCAGAUCUCUUCACACUUCACAUUCCAAGCUGUGCCAAUGGCUGAGGCGGCUCCAUCUCCCAGGAGGGUCACAUCCUGGCAUUUGAGUCGUUUCGCCCCUUCUCCUUCUCUUGCAGAAAUCCAGAUGAGGGAGAAGAGGUUCGUCUUGGAUUGUGUGGCUGUUGAACGUAUUUCUAAAGACUACAGCGUCUCCCUACCGAAACUUGGCUCUGUUAUCCCGCCGUACAAUUCCCAGAAGGACUACCAUGUACGCGGCUAUUUCCUGGCUAGGCCUGUGCCACCAGUACUGAAGAAAACUGGACAGUCAAAUGGAGGCACCUCAACUUAUGGGGAACUGGCUGACCGAUUCCAGUACAAAGGCGCCGCUGCUUUCUACCUUCUGAGCCGGAAUUAUAGCGGGUCAGGUCACUCAGCAGAACACACCAGCGGUCAUGGCCAGUUCUUGUCGUCCGUCAAACCUGUAAUCGGCUACAAUGGACUCUAUGGGUACAGAAGAAACACCCCGUCCCUGCGCAGAACGCCCUCAGCCUUCGGGAUCGUCACCAAGUCAGCUAUUUACUAAAUAAAGAGAUAAUGUUCUGUCUUUGCAAGAAGCACGUGAGCAACAUUUUGUGAGCUUGAUGAGUGUAACGCCUUUUCUUUAUGUUGGUAGAACAGACGGCGCUGUGCGUUUUCUAAUGUCGUGAAAUUGUCAACAUUCCCGUAUUUGUCCGUACAAGAGUCAUUUUCUGUAAUGUAUUGUUUGCAUCCACACCAAUGUACUUCAAUAGCACACAUUGACCAUCUGCCACUGAAUUUCGUUAUGUUUAUUGGCACUCAUAAAAAGAUAUUUUUUAUUAAAAAUAUUGCCCUUGUGGCAAAAGGCAA